AUGGAACAACUUUUAGUCCGUUGCGCAAACGCAAUCGAAAGCAAUGAUGCAACUCUAGCCCAGCAAAUCCUUUGGGUCCUAAUCAACAUUGCACCACCUGAUGGUGACUCCAAACAGCGUCUAACUUGUGCUUUUCUUCGGGCUCUUAUUGUCCGAGUAGCCAAAAGUGGAACUUGCAAAAUGCUCGCAGCAAUGUCCAAUGCUCGAUGCAACUUGUCUAUGACUAUCCAUACCCACACUUUCUCCAUCAUCGAGUUGGCUAACUAUGUCGACUUAACCUCGUGGCACCGGUUCGGUUUCACCGCAGCAAAUGCGGCAAUACUCGAGGCCGUCAAAGGGUAUUCGGUCGUUCACAUUGUUGAUAUAAGCUCGACACAUUGCAUGCAAAUCCCCAGAUUAAUCGACACCAUAGCUAAUAGACUCGAAGGACCACCAAUGGUGAAUCUUACAGUUCCUGGUGAUUCAAAACAGUUGCCCGCAAUGGUUGAUCUUACGUAUGAAGAGUUAGGCUCGAAGUUGGUUAACUUCGCUUGGUCACGCAAUGUGAUGCUGGAAUUUAGGGUCUUCCCUUCAGCUCACGCCGAUGGAUUCGCUUCGUUGAUCGAUCAACUUCGUCUUCUACACCUAGUAUAUGCGGAAACUGGUGAGGCUCUAGACCUAGAUAUCAACUGCCACAUGAUGCUUCAUUACAUACCAGAAGAAACUUUAUCUCCUUUACCUAAUGCAAACUCGAUCCCUUACACUUUCCAACUGUCAUCGAAUCAAUCGAUGUUUCUAAAGGCGCUUCGCGGAUUAAACCCGACGAUGGUUGUUCUGGUAGACGAAGAUCCGUCUUCCGCAACAGAAGAUGCCGAUUUAACAUCAAAUAAUGUGGUGUGCAGAUUGAAAUCUGCAUUAAAUUAUCUAUGGAUACCGUACGACACAGUGUAUAUGUUUCUGCCAAAGGGAAGCAAGCAAAGGCAAUGGUAUGAAGCCUAUAUAAGUUGGAAGAUAGAGAAUGUCGUAGCUAACAAGGGUCUGCAGAGGCGGUGGGUGCAACGGAUGAGGAAGGCGGAGUUUAGAGGAGUUGGGUUCAGAGAAGAAGGGAUUUCGGAAGUGAGGAGGAUCUUGAUGAAUAUGCAGCUGGAUGGGGAUUGAAGAAAGAAGAAGAUGAUAUUGUUCUUACUUAGAAAGGACAUAAUGUUGUAUUUGCCACUACUUGGGUGCCUGCUUGAAGGGUUUUUUUCUUAAAAAUGUAUAUAUUUAUUAUGUAAUGAGUUUUUCUCUUGUAUUAAUCUCUGA
Molecule: messenger RNA, 1281 nt
Organism: Hibiscus syriacus
Lineage: Eukaryota; Viridiplantae; Streptophyta; Magnoliopsida; Malvales; Malvaceae
Product: scarecrow-like protein 32
Exons: 2
Coding region: 1-1137 (378 amino acids)
Biological process (GO): regulation of DNA-templated transcription
Cellular component (GO): nucleus
Molecular function (GO): sequence-specific DNA binding; DNA-binding transcription factor activity
Source: RefSeq, a predicted model, not a curated record